UAAGCCGAACGUUAAACAGCAAUUCUCAAGGCACGCCGCACGCCGCACGCCGCACGCCGCACGCCGCACGCCGCGAGCCCCGCAGCCACCUCGGAUGGAAGCUCCUCCUAACUCGACUUUGUUGACGUCAUGCCCCCAAUGAUCUCAUGGCGAUAUCCCUCAGACGCAAUGCCCUGUUAUCUCGCCUUAAGGCAGUGUUCGCCGUACAGAGAUUUAACCACACCUUAGUCAAAACUGGAAAACAAGCUCAACUCUCAGCUCGAAUGGGGUCUGAUUCGGGGCUAGAGCGAGGGGAAAUUGACAUGUCAAAAUGGAGAAUACUGGACUCUAGGACUUUGGGGCUAACUUGGUCAAUGGUAUCUGCGCCCUCAUGGAUUGUUCUGAAAGUGCUUCAGAGUGCAGGAUUUGAAGCCUACUUGGUUGGCGGAUGUGUGAGAGAUCUACUUCUGAAUAAAAUUCCUAAAGAUUUUGAUGUGAUCACCACAGCGACACUUAAACGGAUCAGGCAGGAGUUUCGCCGUUGUGAAAUUGUUGGACGCCGUUUUCCUAUAUGUAGGGUGCAUAUCAAAGGUUCUGUUGUUGAGGUAUCCAGUUUUGAGACAGCAGUCAAAACCAAAAAUUCUAAAGAAAAAGAAGAAUGCCAAUUCUCUCAAAUGCCACAUGGCUGUGACAGAAAAGACUUCGUUAUCUGGAGGGAUUGCAUGGGUCGGGACUUCACAAUUAACAGUUUAUUCUUUGACCCCUUCGUGAACAAAAUCUAUGAUUAUGCCAAUGGAAUGGUGGACUUGCAAUCUUUAAAGCUGCGUACAUUAAUCCCUGCUCAGCUGUCUUUUAAAGAGGAUUGCGCCAGAAUCUUGAGGGGCUUGAGAAUUGCAGCUCGUCUUGGUCUGUCCUUCUCAAAGGAAACUGAGUUUGCAAUACGUAAACUCUCUUCGUCCAUAGCAACCUUACCACAGUGUAGAAUAAUGAUGGAGUUGAACUAUAUGCUGUCCUAUGGAGCUGCUGAACCUUCUCUUUGUUUACUUCAGAGAUUCAACCUGCUUGAAGUUUUGCUGCCAUUUCAUGCUGCAUACCUUGCUCAACAAGCCUGCAGAAAAUCCCAUCAAGGUUCUAUAAUGUUGAUGAAAUUAUUCUUCAAUUUGGAUAAGUUAGUUACUUGUGAUCAACCAUCAGAUUGCAGUUUGUGGGUUGGUCUUCUGGCAUUUCACCUGGCAUUAGUAAAUAAUCCUCAAAAUGCUCUUGUAGUUUGGACUUUUGCUUCUGUCCUUUAUCAUCAAAUAUGGAAAGAUGGUGUCAAAUUUGCAAGAGAAAAUGUUCAAGCACCAAUUGAUUUUUCACCUGAGAUUUCAGACAACUGCAACUUCAUAUCUGAUGAUGAACUUGCGGAAAGAGUCAGUCAGUUUGCAACAAUGGUCCAAGAGUCUGUUGGUGCUUUGACUGAGACAGAAAUCCUCCUCCAAUUAAUGUCCAGAUUUCCUGAUUAUCCAUGCCCUGGUUUGGUGUUUAUAUCAAAGAAAAGCGGGAAAGAUGCUGCUCUACUCUUUCGGAUGCUGGUGCAUAAUGCUAAAUCUCUUACGAAGAGGAGGAAUUGUCCUGAUAUCAACUAUAAUCUGCUUGGGAAGGGAGAUGUAUGGGAGACCAGGUUUGUCCUCGGGAAAAUUAUUAUGAACGCCAUGAGCAGUGGGGCUGUCCAAGAGAGUAAAGUUGUGGAGGAGGAGAAAGAUCCGGGGCAGGCUCUUGGGAUUAACCAGGAUCCAUUGACCUCUAAUAUUGAAGUGCACCACAUUGUUAAGGACAACAAAAAACGUAACUCAUCACCAUCUAGUGCUGAACACCCGCAGGCAAGGGCCAAGAAGCAGAAGUCAGUUGGGGAAACGUUAAACCUGCUGGAUGACGGGAGAACUAAGAAGAAAAAGGCGGUAGCUAAUAGAAAUACGGAGAAGAGAGCCAAGCAGCAGCAAGAGAUGAUUGAGAAGCAUUUGAAAAUGCUGGAAGGGGAACAUAAUGAAUCACAAGAAGUGAGAAAUACGCCGGCGAAUUCAGUCGAGAAGUGUCAUUCAGACAGAACCAAGCAGCAGAAAGGAGUUUUAGAAAGCAAGCAGCGGAAGACAAUUACAAAGAAGAGUGAUAAACACAAGACGGAUGUAACAGAGAAGCAACAGGAUAUGCCCCUUCGGGUUCUUUCUGGUCUGUUUAGGUGAACAGACUAUUUUGUGAAUCAUUUUGUUUGUUCAGGAUCUCUUCAUAUAUCUGACAGAUCUAGCUAAUUUGCGGUUUCCCUCUGUUUUUUGUUUUACAAUUUGUAGUAAUUAGUUUUGAAAUUUUUUCCAUCUAUGUUCAGGUAUUCGAUCUUUGUAACAACAGUUGGCACUUACAAGAGGUAUUUUUGUUCAAAUGGGUUGUACUAACUCAAUUACAGCAUG
This is a messenger RNA of Diospyros lotus (date-plum), 2423 nucleotides long. RefSeq lists its product as uncharacterized. The record is from RefSeq and is a predicted model, not a curated record. Gene Ontology annotation, molecular function: nucleotidyltransferase activity; RNA binding. Gene Ontology annotation, biological process: RNA processing. NCBI's taxonomy places the organism in Eukaryota, Viridiplantae, Streptophyta, Magnoliopsida, Ericales, Ebenaceae. Bases 147 to 2201 code for a protein of 684 amino acids. The transcript is spliced from 14 exons.